Molecule: messenger RNA, 2018 nt
Organism: Daphnia carinata
Lineage: Eukaryota; Metazoa; Arthropoda; Branchiopoda; Diplostraca; Daphniidae
Gene: Uba2
Product: SUMO-activating enzyme subunit 2-like
Exons: 13
Coding region: 56-1942 (628 amino acids)
Biological process (GO): protein sumoylation
Cellular component (GO): cytoplasm; SUMO activating enzyme complex
Molecular function (GO): SUMO activating enzyme activity
Source: RefSeq, a predicted model, not a curated record
AAGAAGUAAUGCAACAUCGGAUCACCUAGGGAAACAAUUUUCAAAAUUGGGAAAAAUGGCGGACGUUAAUGUUGCUCCACCUCUGCUUGAUGAUUCAAUUAGAAAAUCUAAAGUUCUUGUUGUUGGAGCUGGUGGCAUUGGAUGUGAACUUUUAAAAAAUCUUGUGCUUUCUGGGUUUAGUGAUAUCUUAGUGAUUGACCUGGACACCAUAGAUGUAAGCAACCUUAAUCGCCAAUUUCUUUUCCAAAAAGAGCAUGUUGGGAAAUCAAAAGCUGUAAUUGCUAGGGAGAGUGCCUUAGGCUUUAAUCCAAAUGUCAACAUUGUUGCUAAACAUGACAGUGUGAUGAAUUCUGAAUACAGUGUUAGCUUCUUCAAACAGUUCACAAUAGUGAUGAACGCUUUGGACAAUCGAGCUGCAAGAAGCCAUGUGAAUCGAAUGUGUUUAGCUGCCAAUGUACCAUUGAUUGAAAGUGGAACAGCUGGAUAUCUUGGACAAGUCACUGUCAUUAAAAAGGGAUUUUCAGAGUGCUAUGAUUGCAACCCAAAAGCUGGACAGAAAUCUUACCCUGGAUGUACAAUUCGCAAUACUCCAUCAGAGCCUAUUCAUUGCAUUGUUUGGGCAAAACAUCUCUUCAAUCAGCUUUUUGGUGAAGCUGACCCAGAUGAAGAUGUUUCUCCUGAUACUGCUGAUCCUGAAGCAGCUGGCGAAGCUGGCUCGGUAGCUUUACGCAAUCAAGCCAGUGAGGCAGGAAAUGUGACGCGCGUAUCUACUCGGGCGUGGGCUCUACAAUCUGAAUAUGAUCCAAGCAAAUUGUUUGGGAAAUUUUUUUGUGAUGACAUUAAGUAUUUGUUGUCAAUGGACAAACUAUGGACGAAACGAACCCCACCUAUUCCCCUGUCUUGGGACAACCUUCCAGAUGAAACUUCUCAUCAGCAAGGAGGGCUUAUUAAAGACCAAAAGGUCUGGAGCCUAGCAGAAUGUGUGCAAGCUUUGGUCUCGUCAAUCAAAACCUUAUAUCAACGAUUUAAGGAAUUGAAAGGAGAAGAAAGUUUCCUUGUAUGGGAUAAGGAUGAUGAAGCUUCUAUGGAUUUCGUAACUGCUUGCUCAAAUUUGCGCUCCCAUGUGUUUUCAAUUCCCAAGAAGAGUCGCUUCGAUGUUAAAGCAAUGGCAGGCAACAUUAUUCCAGCGAUCGCUACUACCAAUGCAGUUAUUGCAGGACUUAUUGUCUUUGAAGCGUUUAAAAUUCUCGAGGGCAAGUGGGAAGAAUGUCGCCAUGUGUACCUUAAUAGUAAACCGAAUGCAUUGAACAAAGUUAUUGCCCCAUCAUCACUGGAUAGUGCAAAUCCAAAAUGCUACGUUUGCUCGCCGCACCCUGAAGUCACUGUUCUAUUAAGUGUUGGUCAAAUGACCGUGCAAUCAUUCGAAGACAAAGUUUUGCGGGGUGCUCUUCAUAUGAUCUCUCCAGAUGUAAUGGUUGAUGACGGCAAGGGCACUGUGCUCAUAUCCUCGGAAGAAGGCGAAACAACAGAAAAUAUGAUAAAAUUUCUUUCGGACUUCAACAUUUCUGAUGGUACGCGACUUCGAUGUGAAGAUUUCCAUCAAGAAUAUGACUUAAAUAUCACAAUCAUUGACCGCGAAAAUUUGGAAGACAACCGUGAGUUUAUUGUUAUCGCUGAUCCAAGUCAACUUCAACCAAAGGCCGCCGUCGAAACCAGUGGUCCGCAACCUUCGACAUCUUCUUCCGUGCCUGCGCCGUCGACCAAUGCAACAGAAUCAGUGGAGAUCGAUGAGGAUUUGGACGUUAUCUUCCAAAAAGGCACUGAAAAUGGCAACAAUCAACAAGAACCAUCCAUUAGGAAGCGUUCUAUUUCUGGACAAGCUGAUAUUGGCAGUGCUUCAAAAAAACUUCGUUUAUCCGAAAACGAUAUUAUCGAGUUGUGAAAUUGGAAUUUCUAAGGAAAAGUCAAUGUCGGCAAGCCAUUUUAAUAAAUGCUACAUGUUUUUUCUUUUCUAUGAA